Saccharomyces mikatae IFO 1815 is the source of this 711-nucleotide messenger RNA. RefSeq lists its product as uncharacterized. Bases 1 to 711 code for a protein of 236 amino acids. The record is from RefSeq and is a predicted model, not a curated record. Lineage: Eukaryota; Fungi; Ascomycota; Saccharomycetes; Saccharomycetales; Saccharomycetaceae. The transcript has a single exon.
AUGGAACAAAUGCAUUCUUUGGAGUCAAGUUUACCCCCAGAACAACCUCCCACCAAACAGGCCAUCGAGAGUCUCAAUUUAGAACUUUCUCAAGAAUUCAAGCUAGCCGCCAAUGCGGUAACAAGGCUUUACCGAGUAGCUAAUGAGAAAAACUCGCUGACCAAACAUCAAGGCUAUCUCACAUGUUUAGAUGAUGUCUUGUGUGCAUUGGACUCAAAUGUGACCACUGAUGAGUUAAGGGCAUGGUGUUACAAACGAAGAAGCGACAUCUUAUCAAAUUCUCAGGAUAAAUUUUCUAAUACAGUGAAAGAAAAAGAAAGAAAAGUCAAUAAAUUUAGUGACAACCAGCAGCGUGAACCUGAGACCCAUAAAGAACUUUGUAAAAAAGAUUUCGGAGUCAAGUAUAAUUUCAGUUUUAAUGAAUCGAACAGGGACCUCUCAAAUAUCAACGGAAAUGUGGCACCGAAAUUUAGACUCUCUAUGCCGCCUUUAAGUGUCGAACAUCCUGCUAGGAACUCAAAUCGUAUAAAAUCUUGGAAAGCACGAACAAUCAACCAUGGACGAGGAGAGUUUAAAAACCUAAAUGACAUGAUGACGCUUGAAAAUGAACGUGAACGUGAACAUGAAGAUGUACGCCAUGAGAAGAAGCAGAGAUUAGAUUCUGAUUCCGACGUAGACGUAACGAAUAUUAAUCAGGACAUGGAAUUGUAA